GCAAAUUGAUUCAAAAGGUGAAGUAACACGAUGUGUCCUACAGAUGGCAGUGUUUUGAAGGAAAAUGUGACAAUAUUUUUGUGUGGAAACAAAACCUAAAUGUAUUUAGAGUUGUUACUUUAUGUGGAAUAUUAAAGUACAGUAUCAGAAUAAUCUGACCUGAACCUGAAAAAGGAACACAAGGUUCUGCACAUUUACAACAAGCAUAAAAUAAUAUAUUUAACAAAGAUAUUUGUCUUAAAACAUUAAAAUGUCAAUUUAAGGGGGCACAAAUAGUGAAACAAAUGAUUUAUUGAUUGAUCAUGUGAACAUGUUUAUUCUGGGUGUCCUUAAUAGAUUUAAAAACCUUAGUUUGGGAUGCAAAAAGCAUAAAGGAACAUCUCUGAACGCGCUCAAAUCUUGCAACAUGAUGACGCGUUAGAGGCUGGGUCUGAAAGCGCACACCGUACGUGAUGUGCAACUGAACUGAUGGGUGACUUCAUGUAGCGCCAGCCUCCUCUCUCAUUCACAGACAGACACUCAGACAGACAGACAGACAGACAGGGACACGCAGGUUCCACGAUCACUUCACCGGGAGAUGCUCUCUGCUCCCCAGACGACUUUCCAAGCCGCGCGUCGCCUCAACCUCCAGUAAAAAAAAAAAAGAAAAAGAAAAAAGAAAUCACCGGCUGGAUUCGGUCUGCGCACGUUCUGUGGAGCCGGUGCCGGCGGGACGUUUCCCCCUAAAGCCCUUGAAAAAAAGCCCAGCAUCUGCGGUUCCCAUGAAUGAGUUUCUUGCAGUUUCAAGGAUGAUGUGAAGUGCUCUCAAGAAGAAUAAGACACAAUUCAGUGCAACUGCAAGUGCAAUCCCCGCUAGCACACAAUCUUGUUUGUCCAAGCUCGCCAUUUCACAGAGCCCUGUUGGUAUGGGGACGCACUUGAAGAAAGGAUGGACUUAUUGCAGUCUCAAUAAAGGUCACUGCCCUCUAAAGGCCAUGUCAUGGUGCCUGUCCCUCUGGCUAUUGACUCUAAUCUCUGCAAAUCAAAAAACAGCUCUUGGACAGACAAUGAACUCUUUUCAAUCAGAGCGGAGGGAGUGGCCGUUGAACCAUUUGACGGUGCAUCAGUCUACUGGAGAUCUGUAUGUUGGAGCCGUAAACCGAAUCUAUAAAUUGUCUGCUAAUCUCACCCUGUUGGUAUCCCAUGAUACUGGGCCGGAGUAUGACAACAAGGCGUGUUACCCGCCACUGAUUGUUCAGCCCUGUUCGGAGCCUUUAGCCUCUACUGAUAAUGUCAACAAACUGCUGCUCAUAGACUACUCCAACAACCGCCUGCUGGCCUGUGGCAGUCUCUACCAGGGCAUCUGCAAACUGAUGAGGCUAGACGACUUGUUCAUCCUUGUGGAGCCAACUCACAAGAAGGAGCACUACCUGUCCAGUGACAACCAGACAGGAACCAUGUAUGGAGUCGUUGUGCCCUCCUUGGGUCAGGAUGCUACUCUAUACAUUGGCACGGCAGUUGGUGGCAAACAGGAUUACUUUCCUACUAUCUCCAGCCGUAAACUGCCUCGUGACCCAGAAUCCUCUGCCAUGUUGGACUAUGAGCUUCACACUGACUUUGUUUCAUCUCUCAUCAAAAUCCCCUCAGACACGCUUGCUCUGGUCCCGCACUUCGAUAUCUACUACAUCUAUGGCUUCUCUAGUGGAAGCUUCGUCUACUUCAUGACAGUGCAGCCAGAGACUCCAGAGAAUGGCAUGUCUGCAGGUGGUUCCCCCGGUGACUUGUUUUACACAUCUCGAAUCAUUCGCCUGUGCAAAGAUGACAAGAAGUUCCACUCAUAUGUCUCACUUCCUGUGGGCUGCAUACACAGAGGCGAGGAGUACCGCCUGCUGCAGGCUGCGUACCUGUCCAAGGUUGGAAGGGUGCUGGCAAAGUCUCUUAACAUCAGUGCUCAGGAGGACGUGCUCUUCGCAGUGUUCUCCAAGGGACAAAAGCAGUAUCACGACCCUUCAGAUCACUCUGCUCUCUGCAUCUUCACCAUCCAAGACAUUAACGCUCGGAUUAAAGAGCGGCUGCAGUCCUGCUAUCAAGGAGAGGGAAACCUGGAGCUGCACUGGCUGCUGGGAAAGGACGUGCAGUGCACCAAAGCACCUGUUCCCAUCGAUGAUCACUUCUGUGGCUUGGAUAUAAACCAACCCCUGGGGGGGUCCCAGCUGGUGUCGGGUCGGACAGUGUUCACCGAGAGCAGGGACAGACUGACCUCUGUCACUUCCUACAUCUACAACGGGCACAGUGUGGUCUUCCUGGGAUCCAGAAGUGGACGUAUAAAAAAGAUUAGACUGGACAACGCUCUGGAGGGAGGGGUUCUAUACGAGACAGUGACUGUGAUGAAGGACAGCAGCUCCAUCCUCCGGGACAUGGCCUUCUCUCUGGACAGGAGCUCUCUCCAUGUCAUGUCAAGAAAUCAGGUGGUCCAGGUCCCAGUGGAGUCCUGUGAGCAGUACGGUACGUGUGCUGAGUGCCUCAGCUCUGGUGAUCCCCACUGUGGCUGGUGUGUUCUGCACAACAUGUGCUCCAGGAGGGAUCGCUGUCCACGGAUGGACGAAAGCUUCCGAUUUGCCACUGACAUUGACCGCUGUGUGAAGGUCAUUUCUCACCCGGACAGCAUCGCCGUAUCAGCACAUAGUGUCCCUCUCCUGCUUGAGGUGAACAAUGUCCCAGACCUUUCUGCUGGGAUUACAUGCUCGUUUGGACAGCAGACCCAAGCGGAUGGCCACGUCAAAGGGAACAGAGUUAUGUGUCUCUCUCCAGCUGGAAAGGAGGUUCCACGGAUACCAGAAGGACAAGACUGGGCUGGUGUGGAGCUGCGGCUGAAUUCAAAGGAGACGGGUCAAAUGGUCGCCAGCACGGAGGUGAAGUUCUACAACUGCAGCACCCAUCAAAUGUGUCUGUCCUGCGUGAACAGCACUUUUCGCUGCCACUGGUGUAAAUAUCGCAACUUGUGCACCCACGACCCGAGCAGCUGUUCUUUCCAGGAGGGUAGAGUCAACGCUUCAGAGGAUUGCCCUCAGCUGCUUAACUCUGGAGAAAUACUCAUUCCCGCCGGCGAGGUCCGACCCAUCACCCUGAGGGCCCGAAACCUCCCACAGCCGCAGUCAGGCCAGAGGGGCUACGAGUGCGUGGUUAACGUACAGGGUGCCAGCCAUCGUGUCACUGCUCUGCGCUUCAACAGCACCAGUGUCCAGUGCCAGAACAGCUCGUACAUGUACGAGAGUGUGAAGAUCAGUGAUUUGGCAGUGGACCUCUCCAUCAUAUGGAACGGCAACUUCAUCAUCGACAAUCCUGAGAAGAUUAAAGUGCACCUCUACAAGUGCAGCGCCCAGCGGGACAGCUGUGGUAUGUGUCUGCGGGCGGAAAAGAAGUUCCAGUGCGGCUGGUGCAGCAGCGAGGGUCGAUGCACCAUGAAGCAGCACUGUCCUCCCAUCUCCCCUUACGCCAGCCGCUGGCUCGACCUCUCCUCCAGGAAUGUCAAAUGUGCCAACCCACGCAUUACAGAGGUGAGCCCAGUGGCAGGCCCGUUGGAAGGAGGCACACUUGUGACGAUCAAGGGCCUGAACCUUGGCCUUUCUUUCUCUGAGCUGGAUGGUAAUGUUGAUGUGGCAGGAGUGCAGUGCACCCCCAAGGAGGAGGGAUACAUCACUGCUGAACAGAUUGUUUGUGAAAUGGCUGUAGCCCCUGAUGGAAGUGUACCAGGUCCAGUCAAGCUGUGCAUCGGUGAAUGCAAACCAGAGUUACGGGCGCUCUCCACCCAGCUUUACUCUUUCGUGAGUCCAACCAUGGUGGCGCUGACCCCAGGCAGAGGGCCCGAAUCAGGAGGAACCAAGGUCACCAUAGUUGGAGAAAGUCUGGAUGCGGGAAGCAACAUUAAUGUACACUUUGGGAAUCAGACGUGUGAGCUUUUUAAGAGGACCAAUUCAGAAAUCGUCUGCUUCUCUGGUCCAUCGGUGACAGGAGCGGGGCCAGUGCAGGUCAGUUUGACUGUUGACCGAGCCAGAGUUCCUGGAAGUUUGUCCUUCGAGUACAUAGAAGACCCGACCGUCCAGCGCAUUGAGCCUCUCUGGAGCAUCACCAGUGGACACACCACCCUGACAGUGACUGGAACCAACCUGGAUGUAGUUCAAGAGCCUCGGGUCCGAGUCAAAUAUGCAGGACAGGAAUCCGUCAAUGUGUGUAAAGUCUUAAACACAACCACCAUCAGCUGUUUCGCUCCGUCCCUGAAAGCUGACUACACCAACGAUCAGGAGUCGAUCAAACACGUGGAUGAGUUUGGCUUCGUCUUCAACAACGUCCAAGCUUUGCUAACUUUUAACAACACAGGCUUUGUGUACUACCCAAACCCGUACCUGGAGCCCCUCAGCCUCACAGGUGUUCUGGAGCAAAAGCCUGGAGCUCCAAUUAUCCUUAAAGGCAGAAAUCUGGUGCCGUCUGCUUCUGGUGGGGCAAGGCUCAACUACUCAGUGCUGAUUGGAGAUGCUCCCUGUUCUCUGACGGUGUCUGACACUCAGUUACUCUGUGAGCCUCCAAAUCUCACAGGACAGCAUAAAAUCCUGGUACAAGUGGGAGGUCUCCACAUCUCUCCAGGAGAGGUCCACAUCCGGUCGGACAGCCUCCUCACCCUGCCCGCCAUCUCUAGCAUCACAGCUGGAGGAGGCUUGCUCCUCAUCGUAGUCAUCAUCGUGCUGCUAGCAUACAGGAGGAAGUCGCAUGAGAACGACCUCACUUUGAAGCGUCUGCAGAUGCAAAUGGACAAUUUGGAGUCCAGAGUGGCUCUUGAGUGUAAAGAGGCCUUUGCAGAACUUCAGACGGAUAUCAAUGAACUAACCAGCGAUCUGGACAGAGCUGGCAUCCCGUUCUUGGACUAUCGCACGUACUCCAUGAGGGUCCUCUUUCCCGGCAUCGAUGAUCACCCUGUGCUCAGAGAAUUGGAGGUGCCAGGGAGCGGCCAGGCGAAUGUGGAGAAAGCCUUGAAGCAGUUUGCUCAGCUGGUGAAUAACAAGGUUUUCCUGCUGACAUUCAUCCGCACACUGGAGCUGCAGCGCUCCUUCUCCAUGCGUGACCGCGGCUAUGUGGCUUCCCUCAUCAUGACCGCCCUGCAAAGCCGACUGGAGUACGCCACGGACAUCCUCAAGCAUCUGCUCUCAGACCUUAUAGAACGCAACUUGGAGAGCAAGAAUCACCCCAAACUCCUCCUCCGCAGAACAGAGUCGGUGGCAGAGAAGAUGCUGACAAAUUGGUUUGCCUUCCUGCUCCACAAAUUUCUCAAGGAGUGUGCUGGCGAGCCGCUCUUCAUGCUGUUCUGUGCCAUCAAACAGCAAAUGGAAAAGGGGCCCAUAGACGCAGUCACAGGAGAGGCGCGAUAUUCCCUCAGUGAAGACAAACUCAUCCGCCAGCAGAUUGAAUACAAGACGCUGACGCUGAGCUGUGUGAACCCCGACAAUGAGAACAGCCCAGAAAUCCCUGUCAAGGUGCUCAACUGUGACACCAUUACCCAGGUGAAGGAGAAGAUCCUAGAUGCCGUGUACAAGAACAUGCCGUACUCCCUGCGACCUCGAGCUGCAGACAUGGAUCUAGAGUGGCGCCAAGGCAGAACAGCUCGAGUGGUUCUUCAGGACGAAGACAUCACGACGAAGAUAGAAGGCGACUGGAAGAGGCUCAACACACUUAUGCACUACCAGGUGUCUGAGCGCUGUGUGGUGGCCUUGGUGCCCAAACAGAUGUCCUCCUUUAUCAUUCCUUCUUCUGCCAGUUUCCCUCGCAGUAUCAGCAGAUACGGUGUGGAUGUUCCCUUUCGCUCCACCCCCACCAGUCCCGACAGCCCCCACUCUCGUGUGCCCAUGCUGACCCCUGAUCUGGAGAGCGGGGUCAAAGUUUGGCACUUAGUCAAGAACCACGACCACGGGGACCAGAAGGAGGGCGAGCGUGGAAGCAAGAUGGUGUCUGAGAUCUACCUGACAAGGCUGCUAGCAACAAAGGGGACGUUGCAGAAGUUUGUGGAUGACCUGUUUGAGACCUUGUUCAGCACAGUCUGUCGGGGGACCGCUCUGCCCCUUGCAAUCAAAUACAUGUUUGACUUCCUUGAUGAGCAGGCGGACCGCCACGGCAUCCAUGAUGUGGACGUUCGGCAUACAUGGAAGAGCAACUGUCUUCCUCUCCGCUUCUGGGUGAAUGUCAUCAAAAACCCCCAGUUUGUGUUUGACAUCCAUAAAAGCAGCAUCACAGAUGCCUGUUUGUCUGUAGUGGCACAAACCUUUAUGGACUCUUGUUCAACGUCUGAGCACCGCUUGGGAAAAGACUCGCCCUCCACCAAGCUCCUCUAUGCCAAGGACAUUCCACAUUAUAAAAGCUGGGUCGAAAGGUACUACGCAGACAUCAACCGCCUACCUGCCAUCAGUGAUCAGGAUAUGAAUGCCUAUCUGGCUGAACAGGCUCGCCUUCACUCCAGUGAGUUCAACGUGCUCAGUGCUCUCCAUGAGAUCUACACUUACGUCAGCAAGUAUAGCCAAGAGAUCAUUGAAGCCCUUGAGCAAGACGAACAAGCCCAGAAGCAGAAGCUGGCAUAUAAAGUGGAGCAGAUCACCUUAGCUAUGUCCGCAGAGAGCUGAAACAAAUACACACCAAAACAGCAGCCCGUGGACACGCACACAUCAUCCAUAUGCACACAUUGUACACUGUGCACACUACAAAUCAAACGGCAGCACGCUGGGGUCACAGCUUGACAUCUCUGCUCAUGCAUAUGUGCAUGUAUGGACGUACAGGAAUCAGGCAGAACAUUUAAUGCUGCAGAGGGAUUUUAAUGGACCUAUUGUGUGAACAUCGGGAUACACAAACACUCAAAUGUACAUACACAAAAACAGCGGAACAUCCCAAAGUAAGACUUAAAAAUCCAGCGUCACUUUUUUUUUUUUUUCUCAAAUGAACUAAGAGACAAACACUCAACUUCCUCUCCAAACAGAAGAAUGAGAAGAUUCUGAUCUGCUGAGAUGGUUUGUCUUUUCUGUUGGUUCUUGGACUAAGAGUGUGUGGUUUGGCUGGAGUUCUGAGGCAAUCUGUAUUGUUUUAAAAGAUUAGAUGAGACAAAACUACUUUUUCUAAGUGCAAAGAUGAAGGAACUAGACAUUAACAGCUUGGAGCAACAUUGGAGUACCUAUUCUAAAAAAAAAGGGUGUUGCUUUUGUGCUGCUGACUCUUUCUGAGGGGCUCUUAGAGCCUUGUAACACUAUUCUCUAUUCAGCAACAGCUGUCUAACCGACCAGCUUUUAAAUGCAUUUACAUCUCCCACUGACAAGGUUAAGGUCUAACUGUUUAAUAAUCCAACACACAGACGUCUUAACUAUCCUGUUUUAAAUAUAUGGAGAGAUAUUUUUGGCCCACUCCUUGGCUUUUAGUGCCAAAUAUAAUUUACCUUCAGUUUCAUUCAUGUUAAAUGCUCCUGUAGAGGCUAUUAAUAAAACAUGUCAUUGUACGGAAGAGAUCUUGCUCAGGAUAGGGAACUUUUAGUGAUAAUCUAUAGGCCACUAAUUCAGACAUUCAAAGAUAAGUGGAGACCAAAUUGAACUGCAGUAGACAGCAUGAUUAAUUACGUCAUAGGCGUGAUGGUGGAUCAGAUUAGCUGAACCCUGGCCCUCAGCACUGCUCACUCACUGUCACUUUCUUCUCAGUUAUCGUUUACAUUGAGCUUAAUACUUGAAAUGCACUUGGUUUACAAGAUACUAAGAUAACUUGCAGCUCCGGUGAGGUAAUCUGAAUAGAUUAAGUCUGAUAAAGGCCUUUUAUGCCUUAUUGAUUUUCCUAAUAUACCUAAUAUGAGCGUGACCUGAAAAUGGAAUGUGGGUAAAAAAGAUUUCUUCUUUCCCGCAGACGUAGAGAUCAAAACGCUGCAGCUAAGUGUUUGAGAGUUUCUUAUAUUUUGUAAACGUUUGUAGAUAUUUAUUUUAUGCUAUAUGAUUAUUGCUUGUAAAGUCUGUCUUUGCUUUAGACUGUUUUUGUGUUUCAUUUCAGAAGGUUUCAUUUUGCAUUCUGGUGUACAUUUUUACCUAACAGCUUGUUGUAUCCUUGCUGCUGUAGUUUUAGUGCCAUGUCUGAACAUUCGAGUAUUUAUAAUUAUUACCAAAAAAAAAGAAAAAAGAAAAAGUCUCAGCCUCAUUUCAGCAAUUGCAGUGAUGAAAGAUAAAUGCCUUUCUGUGCUUCAGGCCCUGUAAUCGCUCAUAUAAACUCACAGCGAUUAUGAUAAGAUUGUGAUAUCUUUUGUGGUGCUGGUGAUUUUACUGUUGCAGUAUUUGUGGAGUAGUUACACUCCCCAAAGGACCUUAACUCAUGUUGAAACAAAAGAACAAGAUAAAACGAGACGAACAACAAAUGCAUUUCAUGUUAAAUGUUAAAAUAUGACAGAAUUCAUCCGUUUCAUGUGUGGUUUGAUGAUAAUACUUUAUAAAUGUGUUGUGCAAUAAUCUGUCUGACAUUUAAACUGUAAGUUUUUUUAAGCUAUGUAUUACUGUAUAAAUACUGUACAUAAAAAACACUCCUAUUUUGCAAGCAAAAGAUUCACUUUUUACUGUUGUUAUACAUUAAAUGCGCAACUGAUGAAACUAA
Molecule: messenger RNA, 8628 nt
Organism: Oryzias melastigma (Indian medaka)
Lineage: Eukaryota; Metazoa; Chordata; Actinopteri; Beloniformes; Adrianichthyidae
Product: plexin-A2
Exons: 32
Coding region: 906-6641 (1911 amino acids)
Biological process (GO): semaphorin-plexin signaling pathway involved in axon guidance; positive regulation of axonogenesis; negative regulation of cell adhesion
Cellular component (GO): semaphorin receptor complex
Molecular function (GO): semaphorin receptor activity; protein binding
Source: RefSeq, a predicted model, not a curated record